Molecule: messenger RNA, 1200 nt
Organism: Hippopotamus amphibius kiboko
Lineage: Eukaryota; Metazoa; Chordata; Mammalia; Artiodactyla; Hippopotamidae
Product: T-cell immunoglobulin and mucin domain-containing protein 4-like
Source: RefSeq, a predicted model, not a curated record
AUGAGAGCAAACUCUGCAAAACCCAGCCAGCACAUGGUUUGGCUUAGAACCUGGGCCACCGCAAGGGCUCGUGCUCCCCUUCUCCCAGAGAAGGACAGCUGGAAGCUGCUGACACCUGGGUCAGGGAGGAACCCGGUGCUGCUGGCCAGGCCUUACACAAGGCAGGCAAUGGGGCUGACAGAGCUAGUGAACGGAGAGUGCAGUGAAGAAGGUUCACAGAUUCUCAGAGAUGGAGGUUAUCUUAGAAGAGGCAGUCCGGUGGUCCUCAAACAAGUGAGUGAUCAGUUACGAGAUGAGAAUGAGCUGGAGACCUUGGUUAUGCACAUUUCCAUGGGCCUUGGUCUCAGAGAUUCUGACUCAGGGUUGGGCAAGAGAGUUGCUCCAGCUGCAUCCGAGACUGUCGUCAGAGCGUUUUUGGGUGAAACGGUGACUUUGCCCUGUACACACUCAUCCUGGUAUAACAGAAACAGCAUGUGCUGGGGCAGAGGCCAGUGUCCAAACUCCAAAUGCAAUGACGAGCUUCUCUACACUGAUGGGAUGAAGACGGUCCCAAGGAAGUCUCCAAAAUACCAACUUCGGGGGAGUAUCCGGAGAGGGGAGGUCUCCUUGACCAUCUUCAACACCAACGAAGGUGACGGUGGUGUGUACUGCUGCCGCAUAGAGGUGCCUGGCUGGUUCAACGAUGUGAAGAAGAACAUCCGCCUGGAGCUGAGGGGAGCCCCCACAACCAUGCGCUCCACAACCACCUGCUGCCCAACCACCACCAUCACCACUGCUGAGACGACAAGCACAGCUGUGCUUCCGGCUACAGUCGUGACUACACCCGACCUCCCAACCACACCACCACUUCAGAUGGGCACCACUGCUGAGCUCACAACCAUGGCAGCCACAUGCCCUCUGACAACCGGGUCCCUUCCUGAGGAAGACAUGAUAUUUCUGACCCUUGAGGCUCCCAUGGAAGAGCCCAUCCUCACUGCAGAAUCAGAAACUGUCCUUCUCCCUAGGACCUCUCAGAGAAGCACGGAGUUGACUUCUGGAGACACUGCCUUGUUCACAUCCAAAGGAAGCAUGCCAAAGGUAGCUGUUACCUCAGUGGAGCUUAUAAUCAAGCAGAGGAAAACAGACAUCUAUGAGAGUCUAAAGGUUGAGUCCUCCAGUCAACGUCCCAGGCAUCGGUAUAGGAGGCGAGUGACUUGGUGA